Aspergillus vadensis CBS 113365 is the source of this 691-nucleotide messenger RNA. RefSeq lists its product as uncharacterized. Lineage: Eukaryota; Fungi; Ascomycota; Eurotiomycetes; Eurotiales; Aspergillaceae. The transcript has a single exon. The record is from RefSeq and is a predicted model, not a curated record. The coding region runs from base 118 to 576 and encodes 152 amino acids.
UGGAACCCCCAAGGCUCCGUCCUGGUUUUACCUGUCACAACGAUCCCAUGCCCCAUAAACGGCUGAUCGUUGCCGCACGAUCACGCUGCUGCUGGCUGGCUGUUGCUCUGCUGCUGGAUGUUGGCUACUUUGCUGCUUGAGAACCUGAUCUCAUGUGGUUCCAGCUUGCUUCCAACCAGCUUUCAUGGUUAUCCAGUCCUGACUGUCCCCUUCUGGGUCUCCUCCCCACCUCUCUGCUUUCCAUACACGCCCCCCUCCCUCUUCCUCCCCGUAGAUCCUGUGUGUUCGGGGCCCUCGGUGGGCGAAACUCGCUGCCUAAGGUACCCCUCUCUCCUUCCCACUUGGCUGGUUCCGUCCCGGUACUUGUCCGUGACCCAAACAGUCCAACCCUGGUCCAGCAUGGCUCAGAUCACCGGUUUGAGGGGAAGGGGGGGAGGGGAAGAGGCAGACAGAUACACACACACACACAGAGAGAGAGAGAGAGAGAGAGAGCGCAAUAGAGAAGGGAUCCAAUCUAUUCCCAGAUCUCAACCCUGGUUGGUCUCAGUUUCCAUCUCCGUUCUUUCCGUAUUCUAGCGGUCGAUUAAACAUCCCUUUCUGGAAAACAAUCUGAAAAGGUGACCCUGAAUUCAUUCCAUCCAUAGUUAUUCCUUCUCUAAAUUAAUUGUCUCUUACUACUCGAUCCUAUUUC